Euleptes europaea (tarantolino) is the source of this 750-nucleotide messenger RNA. It is a transcript of the gene PSMA2, whose product is annotated as proteasome 20S subunit alpha 2. The transcript has 8 exons. Bases 25 to 729 code for a protein of 234 amino acids. Gene Ontology annotation, cellular component: proteasome core complex, alpha-subunit complex; proteasome core complex. NCBI's taxonomy places the organism in Eukaryota, Metazoa, Chordata, Lepidosauria, Squamata, Sphaerodactylidae. Gene Ontology annotation, biological process: ubiquitin-dependent protein catabolic process. The record is from RefSeq and is a predicted model, not a curated record.
GGGUUUCGGGACGGGCGGACCAAGAUGGCGGAGCGCGGCUACAGCUUCUCUCUCACCACCUUCAGCCCUUCUGGAAAGCUUGUUCAGAUUGAAUAUGCUUUGGCGGCUGUUGCAGCAGGAGCCCCAUCGGUCGGAAUUAAAGCUGCAAAUGGCGUAGUGCUGGCGACAGAGAAAAAGCAAAAGUCCAUUCUGUAUGACGAACGAAGUGUACACAAAGUAGAGUCCAUCACCAAACAUAUCGGCUUGGUAUAUAGUGGCAUGGGCCCUGAUUACAGGGUCCUCGUCCACAGAGCACGCAAACUGGCCCAGCAAUACUACCUGGUGUAUAAUGAGCCUAUUCCAACAGCUCAGCUCGUUCAGAGGAUUGCUUCCGUGAUGCAAGAAUACACGCAAUCUGGGGGCGUACGACCGUUUGGAGUAUCUUUGCUAAUAUGUGGAUGGAACGAAGGACGGCCGUAUUUAUUCCAGUCUGAUCCCUCUGGGGCUUACUUUGCAUGGAAAGCAACUGCAAUGGGAAAGAAUUAUGUGAACGGGAAGACUUUUCUUGAAAAGAGGUAUAAUGAAGAUUUGGAGCUGGAAGAUGCCAUUCAUACAGCUAUCUUGACAUUAAAGGAAAGUUUUGAAGGGCAAAUGACAGAAGACAACAUAGAGGUUGGCAUCUGUAACGAGGCAGGAUUUAGAAGACUCACUCCAACAGAGGUUAAGGAUUACCUGGCGGCGAUUGCCUAGUGAGGGGUCGAGGAAAACUGA